AUGUCAUUUCCGGAGCCCAUCCUCUAUGAUAUUAAGCCUACGGCUUUGAUACCGAACUCUCUCAACCCACUCCUUUUAUAUAAAGGUGUGUUCCUUAAUGAUGGCAAAGUCGACGCUGUCCGUGCGUUUGACACUUUCAGGUCGAAUGGAUGGGACGUUCAAUGGGUGACAAGAUAUGGUCGCCAACAACGGUCACACUACCACGCCCAUACCCAUGAAAUGAUGAUUGUCCUCUCCGGACCGGGGAUCAUUCGUUGGGGCUCAGCAGACCUCUCCGAUGAUCCGGAAGAGCACACUUAUGGAGAUGCCUACGAAAAGACUGGCGUGGAGGUUGAGGUGGAGCCUGGUGAUGUUUUUGUCAUCCCAGCCGGCGUGGCACACAAGUCCUACAAUCCACAGGCCGAGGGUGAAGCAUUUGGGGUCUUGACAGGUUCAGCACGCGGGAUUGAGUCUUUCAAGCCACGGGAAAAGGUUGCAGAGCUCCCUUUACACGGAUUCAUGAUGAUGGGUGCCUAUCCAGUCGGCAACAGCUGGAACUGGGGCGAGGGAGGCGAUGAUAUUGGCAACUAUCACAAGAUUUGGAACGUUCCGAACCCCAAGUUUGAUCCUCUUGUUGGCGCAAAUGGCGGUAUUCAUAAGUAUUGGAAGCAGCAAACGUAUGAGAGCAAGCUGUGA
Messenger RNA from Clonostachys rhizophaga, 675 nucleotides. The record is from the annotation of a GenBank genome assembly. Lineage: Eukaryota; Fungi; Ascomycota; Sordariomycetes; Hypocreales; Bionectriaceae.